UUCCUAUGUCUAUGCGUUAAAAUUCAUGGUAAUCUGUGGUAAAUCAAGUGUUAACUUUAACCUAAUUUUUAAGUGGAUGAAUGAAGUAAACAGAUAUCUUGAAGAUUAAAUGGCAGAUAACAGAAAUAACCAAAAUAUAAGAUCGGAAGCUGUGUGUAAAAUAUUCAGAUUCACCACAUUGUGUUUGUUUAUACUUAAUCUAUAAAAAAAUGGAACAAGCUUCUUCCUUGUCUUCACCGAACAAUACAGUUUCCAGCCAAAAAUCAUUACCAUCUUCACAUGAUUCUGGAUGGAAUGAUCCACCAGAAUGGGCGUUAUCAUCUCAGCAUAGUUCUUCUGGGAUACCUACAAAGAGAGUCUUAAACAAACGAGUGGCAUUUCCAUUAUCUUCACAGACUUCUUCAGAAAAAGCUAAUCCAUCUUCUUCAUCAAACAUGCCCCCUAUUAUACAGUCUUCCACAAUAACCACAGCUCCUCAUAAACCUCUUGUGACUCCUAUUGAUAAAGAUUUUAUAGCAACAACAUCAAUGUUAAAUUUUGAUAAAGAUCAGGCUUUGACGGAAGUUUUAACCAAUUUAGAAUGUGUGAUGAAAGAACACAAAAUUGAAAGUAGCAAGGUAGAGGAGAUACAAAGAAGAUUAGAUAUCAUGAAGUCGGAUUGGCAAGAAAACAGAUUGAAGGAUGUGAUACAAAGCAAUAUUUUGGAUAUAUCAAAAGCACUGCUAAGGAAAGAUGUCGAGCAGGCUGAUAAAAUUCACAUCGCUCUUAUGAUGCAGCAUGCCACCAUUUGUCGUACCUGGAUACCAGCCAUUAGACACAUUAUUUUCGAAUUAAAAAACGGAUGUGAGAAUCUCAACAUUUUGCAAGCAGAACCAUUGCCUUUAUUAUCCGUUGAAUCGAAGGAAAAAUGAAUUUAUCAAUAAAUAAGCAUAUAGUGUAAAGUGAAAUGUAAUAAUAAGGUCAUUUACUUGUAUUUUAGCUUUUUAACAUAUACGUGAUAUUUUUGUAAUAAGUAUGUUAAAUAAUGUCUUAGAUGCAAUAUUGUAUAACGAUUUAUUAUUUAUUACAGAAAGUUAUGAGAUGAAUAAACUAAAAAUGAAAAUAAG
Linepithema humile (Argentine ant) is the source of this 1106-nucleotide messenger RNA. RefSeq names its product steroid receptor RNA activator 1-like. NCBI's taxonomy places the organism in Eukaryota, Metazoa, Arthropoda, Insecta, Hymenoptera, Formicidae. Gene Ontology annotation, cellular component: nucleus. The record is from RefSeq and is a predicted model, not a curated record. Gene Ontology annotation, biological process: regulation of transcription by RNA polymerase II.